AGUCCAUGGCAGGAAAGAAACUCGUUGAAAUUGAAAGGACAGGCAAGAAAAUACAAGAAAGUAGCAAGAAUGUCUUGGCUCUAAUAAAGAAGCUGGGAUAUGCCAAGACAGCGGGCGAAAUAAAGCCUAUCCCGAAGGCCCCUCUUCUGACGUAUCAAGACAGAAGUAAAUACGAGAAAGAGCUUAAAAAAGAAGUAAAAAAGUUGAAUACCCUUAAAGAAAUGCUCCGGAGUGGUCCCAAAGAGGAUAAGAUCAAAGAGGAAAUAGAGGUAUACAGAAAGGGCGUAGAAAUGAUGAUUGAGAUGGAAGUGGCAGUUAGUGGCAGCCUAAGGGAAAAAGCUGAAAUAUUCCGAAAUAAUUCAGAAAGUGAAAAAAUAUCUGAGGCACUAAAGAACUUAGAACUGGAGAUAAAAACAAAGAAAACGACCCAAAUAACUGUAGAAUAUAUGAAAGCAUUAUUAAAACAGGCGGUGGAAAGGAAGGAGCCCCUCCACAGCUAUCUAAACGAUUAUUAUGAUGGAAAGGUGUCGAUACUUGACUUUGCAAACGUACUUAUUAGCAAACCAGCGAAGCCUGAAGAGAAUGAGACAGAAGAUGCCUGGCAGGGAGAAAGGCCAGCAGAAACAAAAAGAAAGAAGAAAGAAGUGCCUGCGCCAGUACAAUAUCCGCAAGCUAAGCCAGAAAAAAGUGAAAAGAGCCAUUUCGACCAUGUGCUGAAAAGAAUUGAGGGAAUAAAAUUAAAAAUUCCUAUGGACAUUCAGCUUGUAAAUAGUAUGCGAAACUAUCUUAACUAUAACAGUACGUGCGGCAUGGCAUACGCCAUGGAUGAAAAUGAAGACAUGCCAGAUUACUUCCCAAGUAAAGCAAGCAUUCUUCUGAGCAGCCCAGAUUUCUAUCAAAAGCUAGACAUGGACACUCUCUUCUUUAUAUUCUACUUCCACCAGAAUACUCCGUGCCAAUACUAUGCAGCAAGGGAGUUAAAGAACUAUUCCUGGAGGUAUCACACAAAGUAUAUGGCAUGGUUCCAGAGGUUAGAAGAACCCAGCAUUAUCACAGAGGACUAUGAACAAGGAACAUACAUCUUCUUUGACUACGAAGUAUCCUGGAGCAGUAGAAAGAAAGAGAACUUUAGAUUUGACUACAAAUAUUUGGAAGACAGUGCCCUAUAAAAUAAAUACCUGA
Molecule: messenger RNA, 1182 nt
Organism: Nematocida parisii ERTm1
Lineage: Eukaryota; Fungi; Microsporidia
Exons: 1
Coding region: 6-1169 (387 amino acids)
Biological process (GO): nuclear-transcribed mRNA poly(A) tail shortening; regulation of DNA-templated transcription
Cellular component (GO): CCR4-NOT core complex; P-body
Source: RefSeq, a predicted model, not a curated record